Morchella importuna is the source of this 552-nucleotide messenger RNA. RefSeq lists its product as uncharacterized. The transcript has 4 exons. Lineage: Eukaryota; Fungi; Ascomycota; Pezizomycetes; Pezizales; Morchellaceae. The record is from RefSeq and is a predicted model, not a curated record. Bases 1 to 552 code for a protein of 183 amino acids.
AUGGACUUUCUUUCCACUGCGCCCAAGAAGGCAUGUCCUACUUACAGCUGUCAGUCAGUCAAUGCUUACGUUACGAUCACUGUAACUACUUUGGAACAGCACUUCCUCGGCCCACUCAGCCCAUCGGACAAGUCACCCGAAAUUGUCCCCCUCCGUGGCUUUUUUUACCACCAGAGAAAAGAAAGCAAAAAUGAUCAAAUCCUGUUGACAGCUUGUGCUUGUUUCUUCUUUCUUUCUGUCUUAGAUGUGCUAGAUGUGCAGCGAGUGCUCGGGCCUGAUGAUUGGGCAGGGGUAUCCAGGCGCCUCUGUCGAUCCUCUGAAUUUACGGGCAACUUUAAUCUCAUGACGAAGGUCUCAAACUCCCCAAUCACGAUGCCUUCAUCUGCUCGGAGAACUCCAUCGCCACACGUUGGAAUCGCCAUAGAUGUUGCGGUGCCUCUGGAUCACGCCCGGGAAUUAUGCCCUGUGUUGAUAGUAGAGGCAUUUCGAUGUAGUGAUGUUCCCCUUAGGCUCGCUUAUGGCCCACAGCUGAGUAAUCCAGGGACGUAUUAA